This is a messenger RNA of Phanerochaete carnosa HHB-10118-sp, 2164 nucleotides long. RefSeq lists its product as uncharacterized. The transcript is spliced from 8 exons. The record is from RefSeq and is a predicted model, not a curated record. Lineage: Eukaryota; Fungi; Basidiomycota; Agaricomycetes; Polyporales; Phanerochaetaceae. Bases 758 to 1681 code for a protein of 307 amino acids.
UCCUGUGGGCGCCCUGUUGGCUUUUGUCUGUGAAAUAUCAAUGUGUGGCUUAUGGCCCGCAGCCUUACAUUUCUAAUUCUGCAUCUGCCUGUUUCCUCCGGAGUGGGUACGUAUUUGGCGCGUUGCCGCCGUGUUACCAAAUACGGCACGGCGGUGCGACCGGUGCACCGACUCUUCCGACGUCCAAGGAGCAGUAGACAGAAAUCGCACGGGGCCGUCAAUGGGGCUGUGCUGCACUGGUCUGGCAGUUAAGUGAAAGGUUCGUGCAGACGGACGGUGGUCUCGAGGGCGUCUCAUGCUGUAGCGCAGACUUCAUCUUUCGCGACGACUUUAAUCUGGGUGGGAAUCUUGCUCCUCCUCCCCUAAGCCCGUCCUGGUGCUAUGUCUUUGCAUCGCCCGCUGGGCUGCGUGUACGUCGCAGCACGUUAGUUCCGCGUGCUGAUGAAACUACCUGUUUCAUCAGCAUCCCGUUCUACAGGCCCAUCGUGUCGUGCCAAGCCGUCUGGCGCAGCGCACCCACGCCAUUCGUUGCUUCUAGUCAACAGUUGACCUAUGACGCCUGAAAGACGUACCUCCGUCUUGUUUCAUAGCAGUGGGAGUUCCCUGAUAUUUGCAACUCCACCGCAGAUCCCAGUCUACACGUGGUUUGCAUGCGCAAGGCACCUUCCCGAGGAUGCGCACCCCACUAUACGGGCUGCAGGGCUACUAGUCUUCUGCGAUAUUACAUCUCUCAUUAUUGCUCAAUAGCACAUACACAAUGACUAAACGCUCGAUCCUCGACGCUCUUUAUCGACUUAUUGUGACACCAACAUUCUGCUUCGUUGCUUCUGCCUAUCGUUAUCUCCUACUCGUUCACAUCGAUUCUCUACCUUACUUCGAUUAUCAAGCAAACGUUCUAGGUGAAGGGACUUCGGGCACUCAACGUGAUCCCGCCCUCAUCCCUCCAUGCGUUCAUGAACUCUGGACUGCAUCCGGCGCAGUGUGCACAUGUAUCUUGACUCUAUUAUUCAUCUCGCUACCCCUUCACUGCACAAGUGUCGCAACGUCAACAACCCUGGUCGCCAUCUGCUUUUGCUGCGUGUUCGCAAUGUCCCUUAGAAUAAUUAUGACCUGGCAUGUUUCCGCCACCGCCUCAACAUGGCCGAAUGCUGCCGAACAUUGGACCACUUUGACUUCCAGCCGCACCCAAUCAUACUUCUCGGCCACCCCCAUGCUUCUUGCGGCCCCGGUGGCAUGGGCAGCAUGGGCUUCCGUAUUGACAACGGUGCUGUUCUUCAUGGUCACGUACAACGGCUCCGUCGCUCUUGCCGUUGAGCAGUAUGUCGAAUUCGUGAAAGACAUGAAAGCCAUCGUGAACGGUUCCUACUCUUCGGGUACUCCAACAUUGCCGCCCGCAGGCGUGUGUCGGACAUCCCUGCUCACCGCAUUCGUCGCUGGUGUAGUGGUGGCGAUUGGGAUUCUGCACAUGUGCCUCAUCAUGACGCGUUUCUCCCAGCUUGGAGUCCCGUCAUCUAAUGAGACAAUCCAGCAUCCCCCAUCAUGCACCCCAGUCGUUUCGCGCGAAGAGCGAAGCAACCAUUUGAAUGGUCCCACUGACGCCGCACAUACCAUCGGCGACAACUCGUUGGCGUUCGUGGAGGAAGGGCGUCUCUCGGGCGAUGACCAGGAUCGGUGGGAAUAAGACCGUUACUAUACCGCUCCAUCGUCCCUUGUUCCAGUCUAACUUUCAUCAAAAUCUUUACGAUCUCGAAAGAGGUCGCAUCACGCAUUCAACUGCGCAUCCCCUUCACAUUCCUUACAUUUGCUGCUCCAUGAAUGUUUCUUUCUAUUUUUCGCUUUGUUCUUUUUAAUAUCUCGCAUCCGCCUCCGCGGCCCUGCCUAUUCUUUAAAUAAAGAAAAAAUAUUGCACUAGUUAUGCAUCCAUUAUUUCUAUUUAUUUGUUUGUCCGCUUUUUUGAUAUCUCAAAUUUGCCUUCGUGUUGACUCCUUUCCCUUCCUUCCCUUCCUUCCUUUCCUUCCUUCUUUUUUUGUUAUUCAAAAAUUGCGCUAGUCUCGCAUCCAAUGCUCUCUACCCGUGCAUUGGAUCAUAUUCCCCGUGUAUGUCGAGCCAGUUGUUCCGAUUUCAGUUGAUCCAUAGCACACGUUUUCGGCGAGGCACCUGUAAU